AUGUCCUCUUUCAAGCAGCCCGGGACGCACGAGUUCCCCGGCGCGGAGUUCCGCACGACGGUGGAAGAUGACGGACUCGACGCCGACUAUAGCAUGAUCGGCGACUACCCAGAGGAACCCGACUAUUAUGUCCAGCUGGGCCUUGCGCGCGAUCCGCCCCCAACAGACGCCGAGAUCCGUUCCGCCUACCGCAACUUAACCCUCAGCUUCCACCCCGACAAGCAGCCGCCGCAUCUCCGCCAUGCGGCCGAGAGUCAGUUCAGACAUAUCCAGGAGGCGUAUGAGACCCUCAUCGAUCCAAAUAAGCGCAUUGUGUAUGAUAUAUCGGGUGCAGCGGGCGUGCGGCAGGAAUGGGGUCAGCGCGGAGUCAUGGGGAUUGGUGGGGAGGCACAACGGCUGGAUGUUGGUGUUAAGGCGAUGUCGCCGGAUCAGUUCCGGCGCUGGUUUUUGAAGACGAUGAGAAAACGGGAGCGGAAAGCUGUCGAGAGUUUAGUUUCCAGCAAGGGCGGUAUUACCCUGGGAAUCAACGCGGCAUCUAUGGUUUCCGUCGACGAGGACGACGAUGUGCAGUUCCAUAUACCUUCACCGAAAGUGACAUCAUAUGGUGUUUCGUAUAGUUUCAAGACGCCGGUGUCAUUACCACAGCUUUGGGGCACGGCAGAGAAUGAGGAAGACACCUCGGGUGUGGAACCGGAUUCAGGGGAAGAUGUGCCAGACGAGGAACAAGAGCACAUGCAUGUGAUUUGGAAUGCGGGUGUAACUGGAGGUUUGGCUCGCCCGAUCAAGAAAGUCGCUGUUGAGUACCAGGAUGGGACAGAAGGGGAAGAAAGGAUCGAAAUGCCACCGCUCCUGGCAAGUCAGAAUUUCCAAUUUGGGGCCACUGUGACUCCCAAUUUCCAAAACCUGGUAGGCACCAAGGGAAUCUGGGCCAAACAUCCUUUCUCUCUCCUCAAGGAUUCCCAAAUCAGCUUCAAUGCUCUUCUUCUCCCUGCCCCAACCUUGAAAGCAAACAUCGCCCGGGCCUUCCAGCCAAUCCCCGGCACCAAGCCGUUCCAGGUCAGCGUGACCAGUAUACAUACGCGCUCUUUGGGGGAAACGGCGCCUUCUUUUGAGAUUCAAGUUUCCAGAGAAAUUGCCAAGCAGAAGAUCGGUACCAUGACAUGGAACAGUGGUGUCGUUCAGUGGCCCGAAUUUCUUCUCAGCCAGUUCCCAUCAAUCGGAAUGGGAGCUCAGAGUGCCAUUGCAUCUGCUAAUGAGGUCAGUAACCUGCAGUUCGGUCUAAUCUCGCUCCCCAAGCAGGGCCAAGCUGCAAUCGAUUUCGAUGACGACGACGAGGAGAGUGGAGAAAUGGACGAGGAUGUCCGUCAUCUGCUCAAGAAAAAACGCCAAAUCGACCAAUCUGCCGAGGCAUGGCAGACCUAUCUUCAGGUCACUCCCGGCGGAGGCGCUUUUGUCUUGAGUUAUUCUCGAAACCUCUUCUCCGGGAAACCCGCUGAUGAUCCGGUCAAGACUGAAUGGAGCUCUGAAGGAUACUUCCCGAUGCCGAGCAUGGACCAGGCCCGUGCUGUGCGACUCGAGAUCUCGAGUGUUCUUGGGUUAGACAUGACUCUUAAUUGGACCAUUAAGGGUGUUCGUCGGGUUGGCGAGUACACGCGUGUUGGGCUCGGUAUUGGCAUCGCAGACAAGGGUAUCAUGAUGACAGUUUCAUGGCAUCGACUCGGUCAGAAUAUUAAUAUUCCGAUUAUUGUUUGCCCGGCUAGUGAGGCAACAAGCGGAGCCGCAGCGCUGACCGCUAUAUUCCCUUGGCUGGCCUACUGCGCGAUUGAGUUUGGCUAUAUUCGCCCACGCGAUAGAAAACUCCGCCGGCAGGCAGCUGCUAAACGCCACCGUGAGCUCAAGAAGUUGAUCCCUAAGAAACGUGAAGAGAGUCUCCAGGCCAUCGAGCUCAUGACCGAUCAAGUGCAAAGGCGCCAAGCGCGAGAGGAAGCACAAGACGGUCUGGUCAUUCAGAAGGCAGAGUAUGGUUAUAUACCGCCAGUAAACAAGAAACCCAAAAAUGGGUUCGCGGAGCCUCGGGUGAUUGAUGUCACGAUCCCUGUGGCUGCGCUAGUUAACCGGGGUCAACUGGUGAUUCCCGGAAAAACCAUCAAGUUUCAAAUUUUGGGAUUCCACGACCCUGCGCCAUUGCUGCCCAAACGGUUGAAGAUCUGGUAUAGAUUCCAGGGGCGCGAUCAUUUUGUCGAGGCAGGUGAUAAAGAGGACAUCGCAUGCCCCAUGCGUACGCACUUUAUAUCCGAAUGA
Molecule: messenger RNA, 2301 nt
Organism: Penicillium psychrosexuale
Lineage: Eukaryota; Fungi; Ascomycota; Eurotiomycetes; Eurotiales; Aspergillaceae
Product: J domain-containing protein
Exons: 4
Coding region: 1-2301 (766 amino acids)
Biological process (GO): cristae formation
Source: RefSeq, a predicted model, not a curated record